Molecule: messenger RNA, 4086 nt
Organism: Drosophila subobscura
Lineage: Eukaryota; Metazoa; Arthropoda; Insecta; Diptera; Drosophilidae
Product: xanthine dehydrogenase-like
Exons: 8
Coding region: 16-3666 (1216 amino acids)
Molecular function (GO): iron ion binding; FAD binding; 2 iron, 2 sulfur cluster binding
Source: RefSeq, a predicted model, not a curated record
ACGGCCACCAAGUUCAUGUGCCUGGAGGGCGGCUGUGGUGCCUGUGUGUGCGUUGUGCGCGAUGCCAACGGACCCAGAGCCAUCAACUCGUGCCUCAAACUACUGAAUACCUGCGCCCAGCUGGAGAUCGUCACUGCGGAGGGGUUGGGCAAUCAACGCAGCGGCUAUCAUCCCAUACAGAAGCGUCUGGCCAAGAUGAAUGGCACCCAGUGUGGGUACUGCUCCCCGGGAUUCGUGAUGAACAUGUACGGGCUGCUGGAGCAGCACCAGGGACAGGUGAGCAUGGCGGAGGUGGAGAACUCCUUCGGUGGCAACAUUUGCCGCUGCACCGGCUACCGUCCCAUACUGGAUGCCAUGAAGUCCUUUGCGGUGGACAGCGACAUUCAAAUCCCAGCCGAAUGUGCGGACAUUGAGGAUCUAAACUUGGAGGCCCGCAACUGUCCCAAGACGGGGCAGCCCUGCAGCGGCAGCUGUCAUCGUUCCACUUUGGUCUACGAAGAUGGCAGCCAGUGGCACUGGCCCAAGACCUUGAAGGAGCUGUUUGAGGCACUGGACAAGAUCGGAGAGGCAGAGGAGUUCAUGCUGGUGGCUGGCAACACGGCGCAUGGUGUCUACAGGCGAUCGACGGACAUUAAGCACUUCCUCGAUGUGAGUGGAGUGGAGGAGCUGCAUGGACACAGCACUGAGGGGCAGCAGCUGAAGCUGGGAGCGAACCUCAGUCUGACGCAGACCAUGGACAUCCUUCGCAAGACAUCGAAGCAGCCUGGCUUUGAGUAUCUCGAGGUUCUGUGGAACCACUUGGAUCUCAUUGCGAAUGUUCCCGUGCGCAAUUCGGGCACUUUGGCUGGAAACAUUUCGAUCAAGAAACAACAUCCCGAGUUCCCAUCGGAUGUAUUUCUCUCCUUUGAGGCAUUGGAUGCCAAGGUUGUGGCCAUGAAGAGCGCCACGGAGGAGCAGCAAAUGUCUCUGGCGGAUUACUUGAGCGAUUCCAAUAGGAAAUUUAUCAUCAAGGAGUUCCUGCUGUCUGCCUAUCCCAAGGAUAAGUUUAUCUACGAUUCGUAUAAGAUCAUGCCACGUGCCCAGAAUGCCCAUGCCUAUGUCAAUGCUGCUUUUCUGCUCGAGUUGGACGGCGCUUCAAAGGUGAAGAGUGCCAGAAUCUGCUUUGGUGGCAUUCGCCCUGACUUUGUCCAUGCCACAGCCCUUGAGCAGCUGAUGGUGGGGCACAGUCCCUACGAGAGUGGACUCAUAGAACAGACAUUCGAUACACUCCCAAGUCAGUUCAAUCCUGAUGAGGUGCUGCCCGAUCCCAGUCCGGCUUAUCGUUCGAAAUUGGCCUGCGGAUUGCUCUACAAGUUUCUGCUGAAGCAUGCCCCAGAUGCGGAGGUCGGGGAAAAGUACAAGAGCGGCGGUCAGCUUCUGCAGCGGCAACUCUCCUCCGGUCUGCAGCUUUUCCAUACCCAAAAGCAGAACUAUCCCGUCACUCAGGCAGUGCAGAAGUUGGAGGGAAUGAUCCAGUGCUCGGGGGAAGCGACGUACAUGAACGAUGUGCCGACCACCUCCAACACCGUUCACUGUGCCUUUGUGGGGGCCACCAGAGUGGGAGCCACAAUCGAUGACAUUGAUGCGCGAGAGGCGCUGCUGCAGCCUGGCGUGGUGGCUUUCUACUGUGCCAAGGAUGUGCCCGGUGCAAACACCUUCUCUGAUCCCAGCUUCGGCUAUCAGCCCGAGGAGAUAUUCUGCUCCGGACUCGUGAGGCACUCCGAACAACCAGCGGGUGUGGUCGUGGCCCUCACUGCCGAUCAGGCUCAGCGUGCGGCAGCGCUGGUCAAGAUUAGCUACAGUCAGGCCAGCUCCGACUUCAAAUUGUUGCCCAGCCUGAAGCAUGUCUUUGCCUCUGGCACACCGGAUCCGUCACGCAUCAUUGCAGUGGCCACAUCGAAGCUGAAGGAAGUGACAUUCUCCGACACACCCGAUAAGGAAGUUCGCGGCAUAUUCCAGAUGGGUCUGCAGUAUCACUUUACCAUGGAGCCACAAACGACGGUCGUGAUUCCCUUUGAGGAUGGCUUGAAGGUCUUUUCGGCUACGCAGUGGAUGGACCACACGCAGGCUGUGAUUGCACACAUGCUGCAGAUGAAGGCCAAAGAUGUGCAGCUGCAGGUUCGUCGUUUGGGCGGUGGCUAUGGCUGCAAGAUCUCCCGCGGCAAUCAGGUCGCCUGUGCCGCUGCCUUGGCCGCCUUCAAGCUGAAUCGUCCUGUGCGCUUUGUGCAGUCGCUCGAGUCCAUGAUGGACUGCAAUGGCAAACGCUGGGCCUGCCGCUCUGAAUACGAGUGCCACGUGCAGGCCAGUGGCAAGAUUGUGGGCCUGUCCAACGAUUUCUACGAGGAUGCUGGCUGGAAUACCAACGAGAGUCCGGUGGAGGGUCACUCCACCUACACGGCGGGCAAUUGCUACGAGUUCACGGACAAAAACUUCAAGCUCAGCGGCCACGAGGUGCUCACAGAUGCGCCCAGCUCCACGUGGUGUCGUGCCCCAGGCUCUGUGGAGGGUCUGGCCAUGAUGGAGAACAUCAUCGAGCAUGUGGCCUUUGAGGUGCAGCGGGAUCCGGCGGAUGUGCGACUGGCAAACAUCAGCAAGAAGACCAAGAUGGCCACGCUGCUGCCAGAGUUCCUGCAGUCGCGGGAGUACUAUGCCAGGAGGAAGGAGAUCGGUGCGCACAACGCGAACAAUCGCUGGACGAAGCGAGGUCUCGGACUGUCCGUCAUGAAUUUUCCCGUCAUUUAUAUUGGACAGUUUCCGGCUACGGUGGCCAUUUACCAUGUGGAUGGCACUGUUGUGGUCACCCACGGAGGCAUUGAAAUGGGACAAGGCAUGAACACAAAGAUCGCCCAAGUGGCUGCCUACACUUUGGGCAUCGAUUUGAGUUACAUCAAAGUGGAGUCCUCGGACACCAUCAAUGGCGCCAACUCCAUGGUGACGGGCUAUGCCAUUGGCAGUGAGAGUGUCUGCUAUGCGGUGCGCAAGAUCUGCGACACACUCAACGCGCGUCUGAAGCCCGUGCGCAAGAGCAAGGCCAGCUGGGUGGAGACCGUUGAAGCCGCCAAUGCGGCGCUGAUUAAUCUGAUUGCCUCGGAUCACUACAAAACGGGUGACAUGCAGAAUUAUCAUGUGCUAGGACUGGCACUCUCUGAAAUCGAAAUGGAUGUGCUCACUGGCAACAUUCUGAUGCGCCGCGUGGAUAUCCUCGAGGAUGCUGGCGAGAGUCUCAGUCCGUAUAUCGAUGUGGGACAGAUCGAGGGCGCCUUUGUCAUGGGCCUGGGCUACUGGCUCAGCGAACAGCUCAUCUACGAGGGCGACAAUGGCCGCCUGCUGACCAAUCGCACCUGGAACUACCAUCCACUGGGGGCCAAGGACAUUCCCAUAGAUUUUCGCAUUGAACUGGUGCAUAAUCCCAAACCCAAUGGCGCGGGUUUCAUGCGUUCCAAGGCCACUGGAGAGCCGCCCUGUUGCCUGGCUGUGAGUGUGAUAUUUGCCCUGCAGCAGGCGUUGCAAUCCGCUCGACAGGAUGCGGGACUGCCACGGGAGUGGCUGCGACUGGGGGCGCCAACAACGCCAGAGACGCUGUUGCUCAGCGCGGGCCAUGAGGUGUCGGAUUUUAAGCUGAAAUAGCACCCAAAUGAAUUGCUCUUCAAAUUAAAGUUUAUUCGUGCUUUGGUGAUGGAUCGCCGCUCUCAAAAUAAACAACAGCAUUGCCAGAUCUGCUACAACGCAAAAGCUUCAGUGAUUUUAUCGUGACCAGGCGGCACAGCUGCCAAAACACAGCAGCAAAAAACAGCUGACGAAUCGCGAACAAAAAAAGAAGGCAAAGAAACAAUCAGAAGCCAGAGCGCCGGCACGGCAAUCGCCAAACAGUUUUCACGGAGCAGCAGCUAAAACGAAAACGAAACGAAACGGAACGUAACGGAGCUGUGGAAGCGCGGAUAGACUGCAAUUAUUUCCGAUCGGCGAUUGCAAGGCAUGAAAAUUUAACCAAAUUAUUGUUAAUUUAUACAGAGUUCCCGUCAAACUGAUAUUUAUUUACGGCUGCCA